AUUUCAUCACAGUGUGUGCAGCCAAUAAGACCUUCCCACUUCCUGGCUACAGGGGGAAAUUUUGUUGUACUGUUGUACUGUUGUCAAAUUGUAUAAAAGCCAGCACACGCCAACACAGGCAGACAGAUCAACUGUGACGAGAUAAAGCAGGCUCAGUAAAACAACUCCUCUUCAGGUUUCAACAGAUCUUUACCCAUCCAAAAAAAAAAAUGGAAUCUGAGAUGAAAUGCAGCAUCAGUGAGAUGUGGCUCCCCACCAUGCCGAAAGGACUGCAGUUGGAAAUUUCCCAGCAUCCGAUGACAAUGCGCCAGGUUUUCAACCUGGUCAUCGCCCUGGAAAGGCUGAAGUCUGGCAGGUCAGAGUCAGUGAUGAGCACAGAGUUCAGAGAUGAAAACCUGCUCAGCAUCAUGUUGGACACCAUCGUUGAAGAACAACUUGUCACUGGAUGUACUGCGGCUCCACCGGAUGAGUUCUACAGGACUGGCAUGCACCAGUGCAGUGUGACUGACAACCAGAAGAGGAACUUUGUUCUGAACAGCAUGGAGCUCCAUGCAGUGAUGCUGCAGGCAGGCAGUGACAAACGCAAAGUUUUUCUCAACAUGUCCACGUACAUCUUUAAUCCUUCAUCCAGCACUGAGGCCAAACCUGUGGCCCUGUGCAUCAAAGACACAGAUCUGUACCUGUCCUGCCACAUGGAGGAUGAAACGGCGACUCUGCAUCUCGAGGAAGUGAAGGACCCCAACCGUCUGUCCAACAUCCGUGCAGGAAGUGACGACCUGAGAUUUCUGUUCUACAAGCGGGACACCGGCGUAAGCCUGAGCACCCUGAUGUCUGCUCGCUACCCCAACUGGUUCAUCAGCACAGCCAAGGAGGACAACAAGAAGGUGGACAUGUGCAGAGAGAUGAGCCAGCGCUACCAGAACUUCACCAUCCACCAACGUCAGAGCUAAAGACUUCCACUUUAGUGGAUAAAAUGACAGUCUUUAUUUAAAACAACCAAGUAGAUGUUAUUUAAGCAGAACAGUAUUUACUGUAUGUACUGGGUACAGAAAGUAAAACAUUUGCUAAACGUAUUGACAAACGUACUGUCAAAUUCAGCCACAAGGUGGCAAUGUUGUGCUGUCUGGAAAGCACCCUUUGUAUUUGUAUGACGGCUGCGACAGUAAGUCUGUUUAUUUAUCUAUUUAUGCAUAAUUUCAAAACAAUGAAAUGUAUUUAAGAAUUUGCUUGAUGACUGUUCAGAUGUGGGCAAAACUAAUGAAGUCUUGUAACCUAUUUGUAUUUGAGUUCAAUAUGUGACAAAUAAAAUAAAGAACAAAGAACUAAACU
This is a messenger RNA of Cynoglossus semilaevis (tongue sole), 1329 nucleotides long. RefSeq names its product interleukin-1 beta-like. The record is from RefSeq and is a predicted model, not a curated record. Gene Ontology annotation, biological process: regulation of non-canonical NF-kappaB signal transduction; cellular response to lipopolysaccharide; inflammatory response. NCBI's taxonomy places the organism in Eukaryota, Metazoa, Chordata, Actinopteri, Pleuronectiformes, Cynoglossidae. The transcript is spliced from 5 exons. Gene Ontology annotation, molecular function: cytokine activity. Bases 210 to 950 code for a protein of 246 amino acids.